Messenger RNA from Heterostelium album PN500, 2355 nucleotides. RefSeq names its product pyruvate dehydrogenase E1 alpha subunit (gene pdhA). Gene Ontology annotation, cellular component: intracellular membrane-bounded organelle. The transcript is spliced from 8 exons. NCBI's taxonomy places the organism in Eukaryota, Evosea, Eumycetozoa, Acytosteliales, Acytosteliaceae. The coding region runs from base 1 to 2355 and encodes 784 amino acids. The record is from RefSeq and is a predicted model, not a curated record. Gene Ontology annotation, biological process: pyruvate decarboxylation to acetyl-CoA. Gene Ontology annotation, molecular function: pyruvate dehydrogenase (acetyl-transferring) activity; lipid binding.
AUGUCAAAUAGUGUUGAGAUUUCAUCAGAAGAAUCACAGAAAUGGAAUGAAGAAGAAAAUAUCGAGGAGGAUGGUGUCUCUGACGAGAAUGUCAAUGACACUCCAAAAGAUAAAAAAAUGAAAGGUGCAAUGGCAUCUUUAAUGAAACAAAUGGUUUCUAGUAAACAACCAUUCUAUAAAAUGAGUUUACCUAUUUGCUUUUCUGAACCAAGAUCUUUACUCGAGAAAUUCACUGAUAUGGGUAAAUACUUUGAAUUAUUUAUAAAUGCAUCACAACAAGAAACAGAGGAAGCAAGAUUUUUAGAGAUUUUGAAAUUUUAUCUAUCAAGUUGGUUGGUACAACAAGAUGUAAGAAAUCCAUUCAAUCCAGUGAUUGGAGAGGUAUUUUCAUGUCAUAUGGAGCACAAAGAUGGAUCGACCACACACUAUCACAGUGAGCAGAUUUCACAUCAUCCACCAUCAUCGGCAUUCUGUUACACCAACAAAAAGAACAAUGCAAUCUUUCACUCCUAUCUUCAACCAACUUCAAAAUUCUGGGGUAAUUCAUUUGAAAGUUGUAUGGAUGGAAAAUUAAUAUUUGAACUACCAAAGUAUUCCGAAGAAUAUUUGGUUGAUGUACCAAAGAUUGCUGUUAAGGGUGUCGUACUUGGAACAUUGACAACCGAAGUUUCAGGAUCGACUGUCCUCACCUGCAAGAAAACAAACCAUACAGCAGAGAUUGAAUUCAAAGGCAAAGGUCUAUUUAAAAACAAAAAUUUCAUGAUUGCAAAGGUCAGACAUCCAUCCAGUAAGAAAUCACUCUAUACAUUAGAAGCCGAUUGGGAUGGUAAAAUUAAUAUUUUAAAUUCAAAAACAAAUAAAACAACAACGUUCUUUGAUAUCAAUAGUUUUAAGACAUUGGAUAUGGUGGUACCACCAGUUGCAGAGCAACCAGAGAACUUUUCACGUAGAGUGUGGGGUGCAGUCAUAAAGAAUAUCAAUGCCGACAACGAAGAGGAAGCACAAGCACAGAAACACUUGGUAGAGGAAGCACAACGUACUCAAGCAAAGGAGAGAAUCGAACAAAACAACCUCGAUUGGACACCAAAACACUUUAUAAAAUCAGACAACACCUAUAUUCAUUCACAACUUUCAAAUUUUAAAAAUAGAAAUUUCAUAACAUCAAAUUUCUUCAAAUUAUUGAAAAACACAAUUCACAACAUCAGAAUGUACACUUCAAGUCUCCUUAGAAAUGUCAACAAGACUGUUGCUACCUUCAACUCAAUUAGAGGAUUUGCUUCAAAGUCAGGUGAAAUUAAAGUAAAGUUCCCAAGAAAGUAUGAAACUUAUCUUUGUGAUGGUCCAGCAAAUGAAUGCACCACCACCAAAGAAGAGUUGAUCACUCAUUUCACUGAUAUGACUAGAAUGAGAAGAAUUGAAAUGGUUGCCGAUUCUCUCUACAAAAAGAAAUUGAUCAGAGGUUUCUGUCAUCUUUACAAUGGACAAGAAGCUGUUUGUACAGGUAUGGAAGCAGCAAUUACAAAGAACGAUCAUGUAAUUACAGCAUAUAGAGAUCACACAUUUAUGUUGGCUCGUGGAGCUACACCAGAGUCAGUUUUGGCAGAGUUGUUGAUGAAGUCCACCGGUUGCUCAAAGGGUAAGGGUGGAAGUAUGCAUAUGUUCACUCACAAUUUCUAUGGUGGUAACGGUAUUGUCGGUGCCCAAUGUCCAGUUGGUGCUGGUAUUGCCUUCACCCAAAAGUAUAAUAACACCGGUAACAUCUGUCUCACCUACUACGGUGACGGUGCCGCCAACCAAGGUCAACUUUUCGAGGCUUUCAACAUGGCCAAGCUCUGGGACUUGCCAUGUGUCUUUAUCUGUGAGAACAACAAGUUUGGUAUGGGUACUUCACAGGCACGUGCCGCCGCCGGUAGCGACUUUUACUCGCGUGCUCAUUUCAUCGCCGGUAUGAAGGUCGACGGUAUGAACGUAUUGGCCGUCAAGCAAGCCGGUAAGUUUGUCGCCGAUUGGUGCCGUUCUGGAAAGGGUCCAUUCGUUUUGGAGAUGGAUACCUACCGUUACGUCGGUCACUCCAUGUCCGAUCCAGGUACCUCCUACCGUACUCGUGACGAAGUCAACGAAGUCCGUUCGAUUCGUGACCCAAUCGAGUAUGUCCGUGGUUUGUUGUUGGAGCACAAGCUCGCCACCGAGGAUGAUCUCACCGCCAUCGAAGAGGCUGCCCGUGAAGAGAUGGACAAGGCCGCCGAGUUUGCCAUCAACUCACCAAUGCCAGAUAUGCGUGAACUUUACACCAACGUCUACAAGGAGGAAGUACCAAUCAGAGCUGUUGAACUCGACCAAAGCUUUAGACCAUAA